This is a messenger RNA of Williopsis jadinii, 8362 nucleotides long. RefSeq names its product Fmp27p (gene FMP27). NCBI's taxonomy places the organism in Eukaryota, Fungi, Ascomycota, Saccharomycetes, Phaffomycetales, Wickerhamomycetaceae. The record is from RefSeq and is a predicted model, not a curated record. The transcript has a single exon. The coding region runs from base 214 to 8022 and encodes 2602 amino acids.
GCUUUGUUGCUUGUUUUGUUUCUGCUUCUUAUUCACUUUUGUCUCUAAUACCCUGUGAAUACAGCAGCUUGUACAUCCUGUGAACACAUCUAAAGACUCUGCAACUGCAAUUGAGCACUGACGGGUACGCACUGGGAGAACUUCAUUCGAUCUCGCGCGCAUCCGGCCUCUCCAUAUAUUCCACACCAAGGGUUCUGCUUGUCAAUGUAUACCAUGAUAGCAGAGAUUUUAUCAUCGCCCCGAUUGUGGUCGCUUUUCAACAUCGUGCUGGUGGUGUUCGUGCUGGCUCUCAUUGUGCACUGCCUGUUGUGUGUUGGGCUGGGACUCUCUGUCGGAUACAUCAACCCGUUCUUGCUCAGCGUCUACCAUGUUGGAAUGAUCUCCAAGGAUAUGACCAUCAGGAUAAGAUCCGUGCAGCUGAAACUAUCGCUUUUUGACCUCUCGAACGUGCUGUUGGUGGUGGAUGGUCUUGAGCUGACGCUGCGUAAGAAGGGGAGCAAGGAAGCGCCUAGCGAGCGUGUGCCUGUGCCUACGCUGGAUGACCUCGGUCAGCUGGAUCCAGAUAGUCCAAUUUGUAUCUAUUCACAGCAUAAGAAGUUGAGGAUGUUCGUCAAGUUUUAUCUCUUCUACUUCAGGUUCAUCGGCGUUAAGUUGUUUGACAUUGCCAUAAAGACAGAAGAUGGGUUUUGGAACAUCCACAUUGAUUCCUUCCAGACAAGGAUUGAUAUGAAUAGCAACAAGAAGGAUAACGUCCAGGUGAAGGCUCGCAUCGUGCAAGCCAACAUGAACACACUGGAAGCGCUAGAUUCGCUGGCAUUCGAGGCCACAGGCUCGUUGGACACUGAGAGUGGUGAAUUGGGCGGACUCAAGUUGAAGAUGGAUACCAGGGCCAUCACUUUGAGGGUCACAUCCCUGAUCAAGAGAAUACAACAUUCAAAGCUAUCGGAACAUCUCAAGUCUAAAUCGGCAAACGAACCAGAUGUGGAUGAAGCUGAUAAACUGCUUACACACAUUCACCAGAAGAUGAUGUUUUUCUGUUUAUGGGUACGUCUCAUAGAAUCUUGUGACAUUUCGUUCCAAAGUCUGUGCAUACGUGAUUAUCCACUCGCUAGUUUUGGUAUAGUUCGUUGUCCAGAGUAUAAGCCCAUGGCUGCUGUACAUCUAAACGUCAAAUCAAUAGUGUUUUCCAUGCAGAGGAUGUUUGCAGAUUCCCCUGGGUUCGGACUGACCUAUAAUCAUGGUGAUAAGCCAUAUAGGAUUGUGGUGAAUUUGACAGGUGUUUCAAUGCAAAUGGAGCACAUUGGUGCUACACCUCCAAAGGAGAUUCUUUCUGUUCCAAACAUUGCAAUCACUGGUUCUUCGAACAUUGCCUUCCGUACACUGGAGGCUACUAUCACUGGAGAGACAUCUAAAGGUAAGGCAAUUCUAUCUGGCCAUUUCUCUGAACCUCUACUGGAUAUGUCAACCAGCGAGAUUUCCCUAGUUGUGCAAAGUGUCUUGAACUUUUUGACUUAUAUGAGGCAUAUGUUUCCAGACGGGCACCAGAAGAAGCCUUCAAGGUCUUCAAACGAGAAGUCUUGGUUACUCUGUGAACGAGUCUCAAGCGUUUGGCCGACUCUUAAGGUGAAGGUUGGUAUCGAGAACCCAAUUUUCAUGACGAAAAGUGCAUUUGAGGAUGACUUCUUGAGGAUUUUGCUCUUGAGAUCCUCUUUGAUCUCUUUAGAAUUGGCAACCAAGAGAGACUUUACUGGAGAUCGUCUCAGAUACAUCGCUUCUUCCAAAUUGGCUGUCAACGACAUGAAGAUUGCUUUCCGUGAUACCAAACUCGAUCUGAGCGAAAGUAUUCUCAAUGUUGGUGACAUCAACACGACUCAACUAUGCGAGAUCUUGCCCACCACCAAAUUAUACUCAUCUUUCUAUACUGAAGAUGUGAACUUGGAUUUAUCUCAAAUACUGGUGCUAAAUGGUGUGAAUUACAUAAUAGGCGAACUUGAUUCGAUGAUUGUACCUCAGUUUAGACACUUUCUGAGGAGUGCUAAGCUGGAAAGAGAACAAUUUAGCGAUACUUCUUCAGACGACUCUCAGGAUGAAGAGCCAAAGAAAACUGAUUCUAGAAGAGCUAUUGAUAUCGUUCAUGGUAUGAUUCCAGAAUGGUUGAAGAAGGUUGAGCAUUGCUGUACCGAUACAAAUAUCAUUGUGGGAUCUCGUUCCGUGCUGCUCAAUAAAGACCUUAUAAAAUCUAUCCAUCCUCAAGCGAAGAAUGAUCUGAUUAAUGAUGAGCUGAGAAAGGUACAAUUUUCUGUUGAGAAGUGGAGUCUUACUUUUGACACCAGUGAUGAUGACUUGGACGAAGCAGCAUCAAGUACCAUGGUUUCGCUAGAAGAUGAUGACAUGGGACUUCUUGACACGUUUUCAGAGGACAGUGGUGGUUCAGAUAAAUGGAAAGUGAACUUCUGUUGCUCGAAAACUCUUGGAAAAAUCGUAUCUGAGAAGAGCAGUGACAAGCAUGAACUACAUAAUAAGGUGUUUCUUAGAGUUCCAGAUACAGCUAUCUCGUUCAAGCCUUGUCCAAAUGGCGAGGACGAACUGUACCUUUCUUGGAAAGUGUCCAGGAUUGAGGCUUUCUACUCUGUUAUCACUCAUUUCAUCAUAAUAUCUGGGUUUCAUCUAGUAAGAAACACCAUAUUUGAAUUCAUGCACAAGAACCCAAUUGGAGGGACCUGGACUGACAAGAGUUCAAAGCCAAAGUCAAGUGGUAUUGGCAAGAAGAUCUUACAACAGGUGCAACUGAGCAUGGAUGUCGGUAUGAUUGAUCUUAUUGUGGUUAUGCCAGAUCGAAUGAAGAUGAGAUUAGAGCUUACAGACUUUGACGUUGAAGGCAGCAUAGCAUCUCCGAUCAGCGUUGGUGCAUCUUAUACUCGACUUUGCACAGAGUCGCCAACAUCUCCAGGAUAUUGGUCAAGACUGAUCACUGCUGUCAAUGGUACUACGAUGGUGAACUUACCAACAAUACUGGCUAAAGGCGAUGGUCCAUGGGUUGAAACUGGGAAUGAAUCAUGCCACAUUGCAACACCUCAUCAACUUAUCAUUUAUCGUAUAUUUGACAACAUAUCGGUCAUGUUUAAGACUCUCAAACAGCUUCAUUAUUCGUUGAAAUGGAAUUCCGAUGAAAUCGUUAUCAACCCAAGUCUGAUGAAGCCUAAGAAAUUACCGAAAAUUAACCUCAGAUCUAAUAAGCUUGAAUUCAGUAUGGAAGAUGACCCAUUUGAAUCGGAGCUCAAUAUGAUCUUCCAGAUUGGCCUUCUCGAACAGAAAAUGCGUCUUGAGAAGUUGCAUGUGUUUGAAACACGUUUGAAAGAGGCAUUGCAGACAAAGGUCAAACCGGCAACCCCAUUAUCUCCAACUUCAAAGGUUUCCAAAAAGAUCGGAGUGGAGGAUGCUGUUCAUUCCAUACGUUCGGUGCCAAAGAAAAUCAGCCAGAUUGUUGCUGGUAAUACAAAUUCUGUCUCAGCAUUCCCAGUUGAAGACGAUAACAGCUUUAUGUCUCCUCAACAUUGGACACCAGAAAACACCAAGCAAUACUUGAACAAAAUCUAUGAAGGGUUCUCUAAAUCCUGGAUUACUAGAGUUAAGGCUUACCGCAAGAAGCUUGAAGAUAAUUUUACCGACAAUUUUCAUUAUAUCUGGGGUAUUAUUGACUCAAACUCAUUUCCACCAGGCUUCAACAAUAGAGUGUUGGAUUUCAUUAAAGACCCCCCAUUGUUUAGUUUGAUCCUUGAAGGCUUAGACCUUGAUAUCGGUGAACCGGAGUGUGGAAUUCAAAAUCUACCUGAUUUCCUGUAUGACGUUGGUAAGGGAGUACCAAAAGAUUCGAAAUACUCUACUUUGAUUCCACUCCACAUCGACCUGAAGCUAGAUGAACUCAAAUGUCACUUGAGAGAUUACCCUCUACCAUUCAUAUAUAUGCCGAGAUUAUCUGCGAAGCAGAAAUCUGAUUCAACUGCUAUCAGGAUCCAUGGUGACCUUGUGGUUGGAGAGUUCAUGAUCAAGUCCCGUGAUGAGGUUAGAGAAGUAUAUGUCCCACUUGUUCCUGGGUGUGGAGAGUUUGAUGAAGAUAAUUGUUAUUCUAUUGAGGUCCCGAAGACCCUCACGUCGAUCAAAUUCUAUACACGUCUUGAUUGGGAGUUGCACUCAGAGUAUGCUACUCAAGUGUCUUGGUCAAGCUCAUAUCAACCUUGUAUCGAGCAGUUGAUCCUCAACUUGGAUAACUUCACCAAACCUCCAAUUGAUCUUUCAGAGAAAGUUGGUUUCUGGGACAAGAUCAGAGCAAAUCUACACGCUCGUGUGUUCUUUAAAUUCAACGAAUCAGGUCGUCUCGAUGUUGUUUUCAAGGGCUCGAAGAAUCCAUAUGCCAUUGGUGGAGAUUCUUCUGGUUUCCUUCUUGGGUUUAAGGAUGAUGUAUCCUUGACGUUAAACGGUAACGAUGAUCCGACAGACUUUAUCUAUGCUAAAGCCAAUCAAGUUUGGUUCUGUACUCCAAAUCACUUUGCUCAACCGCUAAAGGUGUGGUCAAGGUCCACCAAGAAUGCAGUUCUACUAUCUGAUACGUCAACAAAUUACCAGAGUUCGUCCUUUGGUUAUUACCUUGGCGUUGAUGGGCCCCCAGAUACAUCUCAGGUUAAUGCCAUGAAGGAUUCAUACAUCGAGAAGCAUGUUAUCAAGCUCACUGGUGGGGUGAGUUUUAAGCUGGGCUUCUUCUUUGAAAGAAAGAUCCAUGGCUCACUCGAAAGAACAUCAGAUUUCAUUCCCCACUUUGAUGUUACUCUGAUAAAUCCAAAGUAUGUCAAAGACAGAAACAAUUAUGAUGCCUAUAGAGGAUUCAGAAGUCAAUAUAUUCACAUGGCUUUAUCGCUUAUUUCAGUGGAAUCUGACGCUUACAAUACAAUUCAAUUGACACCUGUCACGUUUGAAUACUUCUUCAAAUGGUGGAAGAUGUUUUCUAAUACUUUGCCAAUUCGUCAUGGUAAGCUCUUUGGGCCAGAGAAACAGACCAAGAAGUUUUCACGCCAUCUAUUCACUAUAAAGUACCAAGCAAUAAUUGAGCCACUCUUUGUAUCUCAUGGUUACCAUAAUCUUGAACAUAAGGGACAGAACCACGAGUCUGAUUGUGUUGGUAUAAAGGGGAGGGCUUCGAAGUUUGUGCUUGAUCUUCACCAACGUAAGGAGCUGACUUUUGAAUACAACGAGAAACUGGGAAUCACCAAGAAGGCAAUGAAAAUGAAAUUUAAUACUGGUAAAGUUGACUUAGAUCAAUUCGACGUCAGGGUCAUGGAGGCACUAUUUGAAGAUGUCGGAUGUGCUGAUGCUGAUAGUACCAAGAAACCCCGUCACAUAUUUUCUACUUUUGACGGAGAUGAGACCUGGUUUGAUCUCAAGGACUUCGAUGAAAUUGGUGAACCGACACACACAAUGAUGAACACAAAUGUCGUUAUUUCUCCCAUAAUGUACACACCAAGAUUCUUGUACUUCAAACGGAAUGACUACGGUGACAAGUAUCAAAUUGACAGUGAGACAGGAAAGCUGGUUGUUCCCUUUGGCAACGAAAAGUUCCACACAUGUGUCAUUGAUUCUCACCCAUCUUCUCAUACUCAAGACGAACUUUUCACCAUCAGGAUAGAAGAGUUAGAAGCCAAGUUCAAAGAUAACAAUGAAAAGAUUGAAAAGCUCUCCCUCAGUGUGAAUGCAAACGAUCAGAAAAUAUUGAGAAAUCUGAAGUUUGAUAAUGAGCAACUACGCGAGGGAAUUAACUUCAUCAAGGGCUUGAAUCAUGAGCGUGCCAAAGGAGAUGGUUUGUUGCUACCUGAGGACACAACAAGUGAGGAGACAUUUAUCAACUGCUUUAUUGUUCACAACAUGAUGCUUAAAUGGAAUGACCAGAACAGAGAUAUCAUGUAUCGAUACAUGUUUAUAUCUGAUAUGAGAGACACGAUUUCCCAUUUUUCUCAGCACAAGUCUUUGGGACAUAUUGAUGAAGCCAUUGAAACUCAACGCGUUGCUAAUUAUGAGGGGCAGGAGGCACGUCAUUCACUUUCCAAGGUAACUACUUAUGCAAGUUUGAUGAGCAGCAAACAAGCAAAUGAGCCAGAUUUAAGCAUCAAUACUUCCAGAGCCUCUGAACACAUGAGACACUUUAAGGAAGAUUUACGUGAACUGCUCAUCGAUGUUCCUUAUAAAAUACACAACAAUUAUCUUGUCAAGUUGAUUUCUCCCCAGAUCCAAUUACAGAGCCAGGAGGAUAAAGAUGCUGUUGUCCUUGUUGUUGCUCCAAAGAUUGAAAUGGAUGGUUUAGCCUUUGAUUCCAAUCAAGACGAAGACAAUAACGAUGAGCAUAUUAUCGAAAAAAGAUUCGGUGUUUCAUUAACGGAUGCUAGUAUGUUUUUGUUCCACGAGGGCGAAUACAUGUCUACAGGAAAGCUGUUCUUCAACUCCUCUUCCUAUGGUUCGUUGACGAACUGGCCACCAUGGUUGGGUGUUGAGCUUUGCUAUGAUGGAUCUUUGAUCAAUAGUCAUGUCUUGAUGGAGAAGACAACAGUAAUGAUACAAUUUGAUAAGCCAACAUCGUUCUUCAUUGGACCAGAAGAAGAAGAUAUUACCAGGUUAUCUACAAACUUAUCUCAGGUGACGUUGAAGUGUGAUAGUAAACAGUACAACUCGUUGUAUUCCAUAAUCAUGAACCUGCUCAUCUACAAUGACCCAAAGAACUUGAGGAUCAAGCAACUUGAAUCUAAAAUGUUGUUGAGUUUGGACUUUGAUGAUCUUGCUACCAUCAAGAAUCGCAUUGUGGCUUUACAAAGAUACUCUGUACAGCUUCAGGAGAUCAUUGACAAUUUUUCUUCGAAGAGGAGUGUGCUUGAUGACCUGGAUUUGAAUGAUUUGAACCUACUAAAGGGAAGCCGCUUCGAAAUUCUCCAAGAACUGUUCUUGAUGAUGAAGGUCUCUGCAGUUGGUACAAGAAAAUCAGUGGAUCAAGCGACAGACUUCUUGGAAUGGAAUAUCAAAGCCGAUGACAUUAAGCUUCACAUGUUGGAUGAAAAUAGACGUCCGUUCCUGGAUGUGCUUUUAUCCAACUCACACUUCAAGCGUAUUGAAAGCUCUGACCAUUCUGACCGGAACUCUAUUAUCAUUGAUAAUCUUGAAGUUAUAAAUCUGGACAAGGAUUCUAAUCUACCAGUACUCUUCUCAUCCUUUGAUAAAGAUCACGGCAAGGCCAAGAAGAAGAAGAAACGGGUUGUGCACGAGGGUGAUAUUGACCCACUUAUUGUCAUCACAUGGCAUAUGGACUAUCCUGUGGGUGGCAUCAGACUCAUGCGGAAAUUCGAUAUUGCGAUCAAACCUGUCCAGCUAAGUAUUGAGGAGAUUACCGGUACACGGAUCUUGCACUACGUAUUCCCAGAUCAAGACAUCGAGGAAGCCGAAAGGAAAUCUGAUGAUGCCAACAGUAUUAAGACGGGCCAAUCAAGUGUGAAUACGAGCCCAAGAAAGCUAGCAAAACCCAAACCAAGCCAAUUGUCAUUCCAUAGAAAUGACUCUGAAAUUGACAGUCCAAGGUCUAGUAUUGCAAACGGUCGAAACGGCAUUGAUCAAUUAGUCACUGUGACAUCCACCAAUGAAUCCGAGACAGACGAGGAAAUGGAUGAUAUGUUAGAGAGAGCUUCAAAGUUCCUCAGCUUCAACUCCUUUAGACUGAGAACAGCUGUUCUAUGUGUCACUUUUAGGGGGAAAGGUUCUAAGAAGCUGAUCAACGUUUCCAACUUUGUUUUCACAUUACCUGAAGUCGCAUUCAGCAAUAAGACACUGACACUGCUUGAUCUUGCGCUGUAUAUCAAAAAGAUGUGCGUGAAGGCUCUUUUGAGCCAUACUGGAAGUAUCUUGGGUAACAAAUUGACCAGUCAUGAUAGUAAACAGCACGUGAAGAACAUCAGCCCCUAUGCUUCUGACAGAAUCAACAGCUUCAGAGAUUGAACAGGGUAAAACAACAAACACUCUAUGUACUCUAUGUACUUUAUUCAAGGCUACUAUUAAUAUGUAAUUUUGAUCUGUUACUCUACAGAGUACAACGUUCUCAGAUUAUCAUUAAUUAUUCAUUAGAAUUACUCCACACGGCGUUUCUUCAUGGCCUCAUCAGUCUUUACCUUUGCCUUUCUCUUUGUUCCCUGAGGAUCACCAAUUCCUAAUAUGGAUGAGUCAAAUCCGGGCACACCACUCUCCAGUGUUUUGGAGAAGCUGACGUUGUACUUGAGAGCCGUUGGAUCAAACUUGGUCACUUGAAUUGGAGCACCUUCUCUAUCAGGUGCAUACACAA